AUGUCUAUGAAAGCAGGAAUAUUGCAGUCACUACAUAUGGAACAAUUAUAUUCAGCUAACACUGUUGUCCAACAGUUGCUUCCCAUGCCUGAGGCAGCCCCCUUUCCAGAACCACCUGAUCCAAAAACAUGUUCUCCUCAAGAAUACUUAGAGUAUUACAUAUUUCCAGUACUCUUACCUGGAAUAGCUGAACUUCUGCAUCGAGCAAAGGAGGAAAAGUGUUUUGAGAGAAGAAGGACCACGUUUAUUGCCUGUGAUUUCCUAACUGAGUGGUUAUACAACAAGAACCCAAAGAGGAAGGAUGAGUCAUUCACAGAGUUCUUUUCCAUUCCUUUUGUUACCGAAUGGCUUAACGACCAUCCUAGGCCACCAACUCCUCUAUCAGAAGAAGAAGCAAGUGUAGUAAUUCAGUCCUUCUGGAGAGGUUAUCGAGUCCGCUGCAAUAGUGAAAUACAAGAGUUACGUCAGUGGCAAAAGCAGUUGAGGGAGAAGAACAACAUUAUUAAAAGAGUGAAAGAAUUCUGGACUAAGCAGGAAAUCAAAGGUGGAUGA
Messenger RNA from Chaetura pelagica (chimney swift), 552 nucleotides. RefSeq names its product IQ motif containing K (gene IQCK). Gene Ontology annotation, molecular function: protein binding. The transcript has 7 exons. The record is from RefSeq and is a predicted model, not a curated record. Bases 1 to 552 code for a protein of 183 amino acids. NCBI's taxonomy places the organism in Eukaryota, Metazoa, Chordata, Aves, Apodiformes, Apodidae.